Clonostachys rhizophaga is the source of this 336-nucleotide messenger RNA. The record is from the annotation of a GenBank genome assembly. NCBI's taxonomy places the organism in Eukaryota, Fungi, Ascomycota, Sordariomycetes, Hypocreales, Bionectriaceae.
AUGCGUCUCACACACAUCCUCCUCUUGGCGCUCCCAGUCAUUGCUUCCACUCUGGGAGACUUCGAAUGGGACGAAGAAGAAGAGGAGACCGUCACACUUACAUUUACCUCCACGAGUACGAAAUACGUCUUUGUUUACCGCACGGAUGUGAUCAACGUACACAUGACCGCCUCCUUCACCACCAGCAUCGUCCCCAGUCAAACCGCAGCCGCCAGUGACAGCAGUGCCACUUCAGCUUCCCCUUCCAGUGCUCAACCCUCCCUCCCCAAAGAGACUGUCCAAGACAUCUAUGUCGACUCAGAUCAGAUCGUUCUCGGUCGACCUUCGAAGCAAUAA